Molecule: messenger RNA, 839 nt
Organism: Capsaspora owczarzaki ATCC 30864
Lineage: Eukaryota; Filasterea; Ministeriida; Capsasporidae
Exons: 6
Coding region: 31-654 (207 amino acids)
Biological process (GO): positive regulation of protein phosphorylation; signal transduction
Cellular component (GO): nucleus; cytoplasm
Molecular function (GO): protein kinase activator activity
Source: RefSeq, a predicted model, not a curated record
UGUUUCCAUAUUCUGAUUCUCUGAAACACAAUGCUCCGACUCGACCGCAAGAAGACAUUCCGCCCCAAGAAGAAGUUCGACAAGGGCUCGCUGCGCUACGACCUGUACAAGAAGGCCAAGGCAUCGCUCGGCACGGGCGAAUCGCUCAAGGUUGCAGUCCAGCUGCCCCCCACAGAGAAUCUCAACGAGUGGCUCGCCGUCCAUGUCGUCGACUUUUUCAACCGCGUCAAUCUGAUCUACGGCACCAUUGGCGAUCAAUGCGACUGCCCAACCAUGAGCGCUGGACGACAGUAUGAAUACAGCUGGGCCGAUGGCAAGGACUACAAGACUCCGACAUCGCUUCCUGCCGCUCAAUACGUGGCGCUCUUGAUGGAGUGGAUUGAGCAGCAGAUCAACGACGAGGCCAUCUUCCCAUCGAAGAUUGAUACACCCUUCCCAAAGACCUUCCAACAAGUCUGCAAGAACAUUUUCAAGCGCCUCUUCCGCGUAUUUGCACACGUCUACUACCACCAUUUCGAGACUGUGCAAGCGAUUGGCGCCGAGGCACACGUCAACACCUGCUUUAAGCACUUUUACUACUUUGUCAAGGAGUUUUCGCUGAUUGAGCCCAAGGAGCUCGAGCCGCUUAAACAAUUGGCAGACUCGAUUUGCUAAACAAAAGUACAGUUGUCAUGGCGCAGGCGGGGUCAAGCGACCUCGCCAAAGCCAGGGGGGCUUUGUUGCUAAUUGCUAGUGGGCGCCUUUCUGCUUGAAUAAUUGUUCUGUUGCCGCGUUGUUGUUUGCUUGGUGUGUUGAUUCUGUUGAGCAAUUGGGCAAAAAACAAAUACAGCUUUUGCCGA